GAGCAGCCCGUCGACGGUAUUUUAUUUUAAAAAGGUUUUUUAAAAAAAUAAAAUCCCAUUCGUUUAAAUUAUAUGUCCACACGUGGAAUGCUCAAAAAAAAAGGGAACGGGAAAUAUUUUUAAUUAAACGUACUUGGCGUCCCCCUUCCGAAAUCUCGCGCGCUCUCGGGAGGCGCAUGCGCACCGUGGUGCUGCCGCGCGGGGUGAUUUUCUUCGGCGUCUCUAUGGCCCUCCUGAAGCCCUUUCCGCUUCCUGUCCCGCCUAUGAGGGGGUUUUCCGCUUCCGGGUUGAGUCGCUGGCUGAGGAGAGGCCGAAGAAGGAGUGUCUGACUUUCGGUGGAAGUGGGACCAGAGCUCCUUCGUGGAUGAACAGUAACCGCCCUGUUUCGUUCUCCUAAGCCAUGGCCUACCAGCUGUAUAGAAACACCACGCUGGGGAACAGUCUUCAAGAGAGCCUGGAUGAGCUCAUACAGUCUCAGCAAAUCACCCCUCAGCUUGCCUUGCAAGUGCUGCUUCAGUUUGACAAAGCUAUCAACUCCGCCUUGGCACAGCGGGUCAGGAACAGAGUCAAUUUCAGGGGCUCACUGAACACGUACAGAUUUUGUGACAAUGUCUGGACGUUUGUACUGAAUGAUGUCGAAUUCAGAGAAGUCACAGAGCUGGUGAAAGUGGAUAAAGUGAAGAUCGUAGCCUGCGAUGGAAAAAAUACCGGUUCCAACGCAGCCGAGUGAAGAGGAAAGCAGGCAUCCAUGGCAGCGUUGUCUUGUUGGGCCGCGCUUCCUGGAAAAGCGCGCGGCCGGGGGACUGUGUCAGUGACACUUUUAAUGACGGCAGACAUGAGUGAUCCACGCGGGAGUGCCUGGCGGAACUGUGCAGCAAGAUCUCCGUAGAGCAUCUUCUCUGAGUUCACCUCCCAGGGGGCACAAAGACAACAAAUCUUUGCUUUUUUUUAAAACAAUAAGGAUGAAACUCGGUUUCUGGUUCAUCAAGGUAACUUCUCCAAUAAACCUUUUAUUUAAAAGCGA
Molecule: messenger RNA, 1024 nt
Organism: Heteronotia binoei (common prickly gecko)
Lineage: Eukaryota; Metazoa; Chordata; Lepidosauria; Squamata; Gekkonidae
Gene: GTF2A2
Product: general transcription factor IIA subunit 2
Exons: 5
Coding region: 401-730 (109 amino acids)
Biological process (GO): transcription initiation at RNA polymerase II promoter; RNA polymerase II preinitiation complex assembly
Cellular component (GO): transcription factor TFIIA complex
Molecular function (GO): RNA polymerase II general transcription initiation factor activity; TBP-class protein binding
Source: RefSeq, a predicted model, not a curated record